Messenger RNA from Amborella trichopoda, 396 nucleotides. Lineage: Eukaryota; Viridiplantae; Streptophyta; Magnoliopsida; Amborellales; Amborellaceae. The record is from RefSeq and is a predicted model, not a curated record.
AUGGAUUUAGAAACCAAGGCAUUGGGUAAGAAGACCAAGGCUGAGAAGCAACAGAACAACGCCAUUAAUUUCCCUGCAACAUCUCUAACAAUUGGCACAUGGGAGGUCAUUGCGAAGAAUCCUGGAGAAUUGACGGGAAAAUGCUAUUUCGGUCAACGCAAAUUGGUUUGGGAGAUUUUGGAAGUUAAUUGCAAAUUGAAGAAGAAAAUGGAAAUGCAAUGGUCAGACAUUACUGCUAUGAGAGCAUCCUUUCUCGAAGACACGACACCAACUUUCGAAAUUGUGUUGUGUCAGAUGCCUCAAUUCCAUGAAGAAAUUGAGCCGCAGCCCAAAAAGCAUAGUCAAUGGCGUCCUGCAUCUGAUUUCACAAGAGGCCAGGCAUUGAAGCACAGAUAA